AUGCCUCCUAUUCCAGUCUAUAGCUCCAGCCCUAUUACCGCUGCGAAGCCAUCGGGUGUCACUCCCAAGACAGCCAACCCGGGAGAACCACAUCAGUCCAGCCAGCCUCAGCCGGAAACUUCUCCAGUUGGCACACAGUCUCGUUAUACGCCCGCUCAACCUGGAGCAGUGCCGUCUCUACCCAAGCCGACAGGCGCACCGCAGCCAGGCAAUGUUGAUGUUGCGGCUACACCUACGCGGACCAGCGCGUUGAGAGAUGGCCCGCCGCCGCCCCAACCUGGUGCUGUUCCGGUUCCUCUGGGUUCCCGAACGCCAAGCGAUCUGCCUCCUCCGCCCAGGGCUGGCGAGUCGCUGAGGCCUCAGCAAGAGGUGCCGGUGACUACCAUGCCGCCGCAGAUGGGAUAUCAGCCACCUCAAGCAUCUCUGCCCAUCCAGGGCCGAUCAUCAACUGCUACGACGGCACCGCCUACCAUGAUGACUUCGCUGCCGCCUCAAAACGGGUCCCCUGCCACCAGGACCGUCCAGGGCAACUACCCGACUGCAGGGUACUCGCCUCCAGCGGGGGGCUACCAGCAGGACGUGAAUGCCGCAGGGUUCAGCCAGCAUCAGGGUUUAGCAGCCGCCUCUGAAGAGCAAGGUGAGGCGGGUGUUUGGGACACAGCAAAGAAAUGGGCUGCCUCAGCUGGCGAAAGCCUCGCUGCUGCGGAGAGCAAAGUUUGGAAGAGGAUCAACAAGGACUGA
Molecule: messenger RNA, 741 nt
Organism: Ustilaginoidea virens
Lineage: Eukaryota; Fungi; Ascomycota; Sordariomycetes; Hypocreales; Clavicipitaceae
Exons: 1
Coding region: 1-741 (246 amino acids)
Source: RefSeq, a predicted model, not a curated record